GCCAAAACCACACCAACCCACGCCAGUCAAUGAUUCGCAUACCCGCAAUUGGCAACUGCUGCUGCCCCUCCUUUCCCUCCUCCCCUUGUGAAAUCGCAGCAGGCACGCCUGCUUGUGGGAGGAAGGAGGCAGCAGGUCAACAUGUAGGCCAUGCGCAAGAGUGAAUCUCCCCCGUCUUGUUUUUGGCGGUCGGGACACCACCACCACCACGGCCCAACCAACCCAAAUGGCCUCGACCACCCCAACCGUCGACGAGCCUGUUGAAGCAGGCUCAAACAUGCCGCCCCAGUCGCCCAACUCCGUCCGCAUCCCCAACACCAGAAGAAUCACCGACAUGCCCCAGCUCGGCCUGGGGACCUACCUCACCUUGCCCGAGUGGACCUUCUGGGCUUGCACCUCCGCCCUCAACGCCGGCUACCGCCACAUCGACACGGCGCAGUACUACGGCAACGAGGCACAGGUGGGCGAGGCCAUACGCAAGUCCUGGCUCAACAGGCAGGACAUCUUCGUCACCACCAAGAUCCUCGAGCCGGGGGACACACCUGAGGCCACCUACAACAAGUGCAUCGAGAGCGUCAAAAAGAUUGACCAGUGCGGCCGGUGCGGCCGGUGCGGCUGGGUCGACUGCUUCCUGAUCCACUCGCCCAACGUCGACGACGCAAAGACGAAGGAGAUGUGGCUCGCCCUCGAGAGGCUGUACAACGAGGGCAAGGCCAGGGCCAUCGGGGUCAGUAAUUUUGGCAAGGGGCAAAUCGAGGGUCUCAAGGGCGUCGGCAACGUCUGGCCGCCGCACGUGAAUCAGAUCGAGCUACACCCAUGGCACCAGCAGCGCGAGAUCGUCCAGUACUGCCGCGACAACGGCAUCGUCGUGCAGGCCUACUCCCCCCUCGCCAGGAACGAAAAGGCCGGCAACCGAACCCUCUGCGACAUCGCGGCGCGCAACGGCGUCCUGCCCAGCCAGGUCCUGGUCCGGUGGUCCGUGCAGAAGGGCUGGGUGUCGCUGCCCAAGAGUCACCACCCCGGCCGCAUCCGCGAGAACGGCGACGUCUUCGGCUUCGAGCUGAGCCCCGAGGACGAGGCGCUGCUGGACGGGCUGGACCAGGGCGCUGCGGGCUGCCUUGUGCAUACUGUGGUUAAUGAGUGAAUGACUGACUUUUUUCGGGGUUGUGUGGUCUGGUCCAGGGACUACUUAUUGGCGUGUUAUUACCCAGCGGGCGUGAAGGUAUGUCGUAAACAAGCAUGGCUACCCUGUGUUGGUUUGUUUGUACGAGGUCUCGCCAAGCCAACAGUAUCGGGAUUCAGCAUGGGAAAUACCAUUUACAAGUCAGAAGAGUAAGACUUGCAUAGAUAGCGAAGGGCAAAAACAGCACAGCGGUGGGCGUCGGUGAUAUCGGUCGCUCGGCGGAGAGCAUGAUUACAUGUAUCGUAAUCAUGGCCAGUGGGUUCAGGAAAGCACCGGGCUCACGCACCACAGCGCGUUUCUUGGUCUGUUUCAAUAUCAGGGGUUAGAUGAAGGUGACCCGCCGGGUAUUGGUAGGCUUUGUUAGAGGUCAGAAGGCGCCGGACUCAUCGCCACAUAAAUAAUCGUAUCGCUGCUCAUGAACAUG
This is a messenger RNA of Diaporthe batatas, 1607 nucleotides long. RefSeq lists its product as uncharacterized. The transcript is spliced from 3 exons. Gene Ontology annotation, molecular function: oxidoreductase activity. NCBI's taxonomy places the organism in Eukaryota, Fungi, Ascomycota, Sordariomycetes, Diaporthales, Diaporthaceae. Bases 227 to 1144 code for a protein of 305 amino acids. The record is from RefSeq and is a predicted model, not a curated record.